Molecule: messenger RNA, 3246 nt
Organism: Cynocephalus volans (Philippine flying lemur)
Lineage: Eukaryota; Metazoa; Chordata; Mammalia; Dermoptera; Cynocephalidae
Gene: ZXDC
Product: ZXD family zinc finger C
Exons: 10
Coding region: 16-2472 (818 amino acids)
Biological process (GO): regulation of transcription by RNA polymerase II
Cellular component (GO): nucleus
Molecular function (GO): transcription coregulator activity
Source: RefSeq, a predicted model, not a curated record
GCUGCUGGGCCCAAGAUGGACCUGCUGGCGCCGCUCGCUGCCCCGGCCGCGCGCGGCCAACAUGGCGGCGGCGGCGGGCCCGGCCGGCUGCGCAGGGGCCCGGGGUCGACGCUUGGCCCGGACCCGGAACGCCGCCGCCUGCUGCUGCGGCGGGGCCCCGGGGACGGCGGGCCCGGCCCGCGGCGCGGGGAGGCCCCCCGGCCGAGCCCGCCGCCCCCUGCGGACGGCGGCGACUCCUUCGUGGUGCUGCUGGAAGUGGCGCGUGGCGCCGCGGCCGAGGGCCCCGGGCGGCGGGAGGCCGAGCCCGGCCCCGGCCCCGCGGGCCGCCCGCAGCAGGGCCCCGGCCCGGGCGCGGCGCUCGCGGGCGGCAGCCAGGCCCCGCCCGCGCACGGCCCCGAGCCCGCGAGCCCCGCCGCUCCCCGCCGCGCGCCGCCGGGCUACCGCUGCCCCGAGCCGCAGUGCGCGCUGGCCUUCUCUAGGAAGCACCAACUCCGGGUGCACCUGCUGACGCACGGCGGCCUCCGGGCCCGGCGGCCCUUCCAGUGCCCUCUGGACGGCUGCGGCUGGGCCUUCGCCACCUCCUACAAGCUCAAGCGGCACUUGCGGUCGCAUGACAAGCUGCGGCCCUUCGGCUGCCCGGCGGACGGCUGCGGCAAGAAGUUCACUACCGUGUACAACCUCAAGGCACACAUGCGGGGCCACGAGCAGGAGAGCCUGUUCAAGUGCGAGGUGUGCGCCGAGCGCUUCCCCACGCACGCCCGCCUCAGCUCGCACCAGCGCAGCCACUUCGAGCCCGAGCGUCCCUACAAGUGCGACUUCCCCGGCUGUGAGAAGACAUUCAUCACAGUGAGUGCCCUGUUUUCCCAUAACCGAGCCCACUUCAGGGAGCAAGAGCUCUUUUCUUGCUCCUUUCCUGGAUGCAGCAAGCAAUAUGAUAAAGCCUGCCGACUGAAAAUUCACCUGAGAAGUCAUACAGGUGAAAGACCGUUUAUUUGUGACUCUGACAGUUGUGGCUGGACCUUCACCAGCAUGUCCAAACUUCUAAGGCACAAAAGGAAACACGAUGAUGACCGGAGGUUUACCUGCCCUGUGGAAGGCUGUGGGAAGUCAUUCACGAGAGCAGAGCAUCUGAAAGGCCACAGCAUAACCCACCUAGGGACCAAGCCCUUCGAAUGUCCCGUGGAAGGGUGCUGUGCUAGAUUCUCUGCGCGUAGCAGUCUGUACAUUCACUCUAAGAAACACCUGCAGGACGUGGGUGCUCCGAAAAGCCGUUGCCCCAUCUCCAGCUGCAACCGACUCUUCACCUCCAAGCACAGCAUGAAGGCGCAUGUGGUCAGACAGCACAGCCAGCGUCAAGAUCUCUUACCUCAGCUAGAAGUUCCAGGUUCUCUUACGCCCAGCAGUGAACUCAGCAGCCCAGGCCAAAGUGAGCUCUCUAACAUAGAUCUAGCAGCGCUGUUUGCUGACACCCCUGCUAACGGUACUAGUUCUGCAGGCGGGUCAGAUGAGGCUCUAAACUCUGGAAUCCUGACUAUCGAUGUCACUUCUGUGAGCUCCUCUCUUGGAGGGACCCUCCCUGCUAAUAGUAGCUCCUUAGGGCCGAUGGAGCCCCUGGUCCUGGUGGCCCACAGUGAUAUUCCUCCAAGUCUGGACAGCCCUCUUAUCCUUGGGACAGCAGCCACAGUCCUCCAUCCGGGCAGCUUCAGUGUGGAGGACGUGCAGACUGUAAGUGCAGGUGCAUUAGGCUGUCUGGUGGCUCUGCCUGUGAAGAACUUGGCUCAAGACACCCCACCUUUGACCUCCAGCAGUGACUUCUCAGCGUACAUCACCACACCGACCUCUUCAAGCACCCCCCGAGAAAAUGCCAGUGUCCCAGAACUGCUGACUUCAAUCAAGGUGGAGCCGGACUCGCCUCCUUUUCCCGAUGCAGUUGGGCAGCAGGAAGGGUCUGUGUGCUCCGGCCCAGCAGAGAGACAUGGUGCUCAGGAGGACACAGAGCUCAGGGCAUGCUCCGGAACCUUCUAUUUGGAAAGUGGGGGCUCAGCAAGAACUGAUUACCGAGCCAUUCAACUAGCCAAGAAAAAAAAGCAGAAAGGAACUGGGAGCAACGCAGGAGCCUCGGGGUCUACUCAAGGAACAGUAAAAAGUGGCACAAUCAGUCCUCCUCACUUCCACACCAGCCAGAGCAGUAGGUUGUGCGGGAACCUCGUGAUGCCCAGUGGAGGCCUGCCAGGGCCAGCUGCAGCAGCGGGGGCACGGUGUGUGCACGUCCCCUUACUGCAGGAUGACCCCUCAGGUGAAGGAGUCUUGCCGUUAGCCCUCAACCUGCAGUCUUCCACCUUGCACCCCUUCUUCGCAGUGGAUCUGCCCGUCUACGUGCUCCAGGAGGUACUUCCCGCAGCUGGAGGCACUGCUGGGCCUGAGGCUGCACAGUUCCCAGGAAGAAACGUCAACCUUCAGGACCUUCAGUGACAGCACCCCAGGCCACGAGAGGCCUGAGGGCCACGUUCCAGGCUGGCUUUCUUGGACUCAGAUGAUGUGGUUUGUGGGCCUGAGGAGACUUCACUUGGUUUGUGCUCAGAAGUUUUGCCUAGUUCUUUAGAGACUUGGGCACAUUUGUUGAAAAUGUUUUCCUUUGUUUUAGUAGGAACCAGUUUGGGUUGUACUCUUUAGAGCUGCUUUUUGGUGAGCAAGGGUCACGGUCAGAAAGGCUCUUGUCCCGUGUGCUGUAAGAUCUGAGCUACGCAUCACUCGUUGCAUUUAAAAAAAAAAAAAAAAAGACUUGUGCAGGAAAUAGGGUAUAGUACUGGCGCCCUAGUCAAAUAUGACUUUAUCUGUAGUAAAACCAAACGUGGUCUUUCAUUGUCAGUGUUUUGUAUUUUGCCUGAAAGAGAUCUGGAAAUUCCAUUCUCCUUUUGUGAGAGCUGGUGCAACAGGCCGUUCGCCAGCACCUUGAUGGUGUUCGUGGGUACAUUGGUUUUGCCACACCAUAGGGCAGAGUGGUCCCAUUGCCACAGCAAAGCCAGAUUCUAAUCUGUGCUCUGGCUUUGGAGGGAGAUGAUGGGGUGAAUGGGGCUAUCAGUGGCCUGUUAGCAAGUCUUCUUCCUAGACCAAAUUUACAGCUCACAGUUUGGGGGCAGUAGAGUUAAAACUUUCAAAAUCAUUCCCCUAAAUUCUGUAUUUGGGUAUUAAUGCUGAAUAGUAAUUUGACAGCAGUUCAUAAAGUGAUGUUCUGGAUACUAUAAA